UCUCCACAUUAUGUUUGUUUCAGUUGAUUCGUUGUGUAUUGAGCUGUUGACUUUUGAAAAAAAUUUGUUGUUCAUAUUGAAGUUUAUAAUUUAAUAAAAUAACAUAAUAUUCGAUUUAUUUGACUUAAUUACAAACACACAAACAUUUGCAAAUAUUUUUUAUAGAUCUUUAAUCGAAUAAGAACAACCAUAUCGUGAAAUCAUAAAAAUGCUGCCGAAUAUGCGUACACGACGGAUCGCUGGUCUGCAUUUGACUGGUAAGGGAUAUGGUCCUCAAGCGAAAAUACCACCGAAGUAUACGGAGGAAGACUGGGACUUCAAUAAUCAGGUGAAAUUUCGCAUCACCUGCGAUCAGGAACGUUUAGCGGAGCGUAUUGUAGAAGAAUCGCAACGGAUUGUGGAUGAAACCAAAGACACUACUAAAAGUUGGCAGCGUGAAGUGGAGCAUCAUAUGCGCGAGCGUACUAGUGAAAUUCGAUUUUUAUUAGAUGAAUUGAAUAGGCAAAAGAAAACAGCCAUGCUGGAGGAUGAAGCGCUGAAUACAUAUCGUAAUCGUGUACUCAACGCUAUCGACUUUCUGAAGGAGAAAUCGUUGGCCAUAAAUCAACGUUGUCAGAUACUGCGAGAAGGCCGUAUUGGAGUGGACCUGUGCGAUGAUGAGGUGGAUCGUUGUUUGCGUCGCGAGUUAAAGGUUAUUAAAGGAUGUCAGUGUUUAAUGGAUCGUUCACUGAAAGAGGCAAACGAGCAGAUACGUAGUCUACGCGCUACAAUGUAUCUGUUAGAUAAGGAUCUGGCACAGAAGGAUAAAUCUCUCUUGAUUGAUGAAAAUAAUUUAACACUGCGUGAAACGCAGCGCAAUUUGGGUCACGGAAAAGAUCUAUCGAAUCUAGAAUGUCGUUACUCACUGGGCGAAUGGCAGCACACAACAUACAAAAACAUUGAAGACAAUGCCAAAGAGUUGAAUUCAGCCUCACAAUUGCGCGCUUAUAUUGAUUUGCUGUUGAAACAGGUGUGCGAAGACAUGCAAAAUCAAACGGAACGCACCAAUGAGGCUUUUGAACGGCGCAUCGCCGAAAUGAAGCAUAUUAAGAAAUGUUUAGAGGAUAAGCAUAACGAUUGCAUGACUCAUAUACACGAGCUGCAACGCAACAUUCAGCAGUUGGAGAAGGAGCUAGCUGAUAAGCAACGUUCAUUGACUCUUUGUCAGACGCGUUUGAGUAAUCGUGCACGUCGUCCGGGCCUUGAGCUAACCUGUGAUAGUGUACAGGAUGCACUCUAUCAUGAAAUGGAGGCUUUGCAAGCAUCAAUAUGUAAACUGAAUCAAAAGAUCAAUGAAAAUAAAGCUUCUUUACGCUAUUUGCUACACGUACAGAUAAUGCAGGAGGAGGAGAUCAAUAUUAAAGCUAACAGUAUCAAAAUUGACGAAGUUGACUGCAUGACCAUUAGGCAAGCCCUUAAAUAUCAAUCAUUCUAAAUUGUAGAGCAAUCGAAUGCAAUCAAAACUAUAUAUUUAUUGAUAUAAUUGUAAUUCCAUGACACAUUCAUAUGUAUAAAGAUAUACAUAUGGUACGAUAUAUAAAAUCACUGCCAUUUAUUAUGCGAUCUACUACAAAUAAAAUUAGCCGCUUUCUCUA
Bactrocera dorsalis (oriental fruit fly) is the source of this 1634-nucleotide messenger RNA. RefSeq names its product tektin-1. Bases 209 to 1474 code for a protein of 421 amino acids. Gene Ontology annotation, biological process: cilium assembly; cilium movement involved in cell motility. Lineage: Eukaryota; Metazoa; Arthropoda; Insecta; Diptera; Tephritidae. The record is from RefSeq and is a predicted model, not a curated record. The transcript has 3 exons. Gene Ontology annotation, cellular component: microtubule cytoskeleton; nucleus.